AUGUUCAAGAACACGUUCCAGAGCGGCUUCCUCUCCAUCCUCUACAGCAUCGGCAGCAAGCCGCUGCAGAUCUGGGACAAGAAGGUGCGGAAUGGUCACAUCAAAAGAAUCACUGAUAACGACAUCCAGUCCCUGGUGCUGGAGAUCGAAGGAACAAAUGUCAGCACCACGUACAUCACGUGUCCUGCAGACCCGAAGAAGACGUUGGGAAUUAAACUUCCAUUCCUCGUCAUGAUUAUUAAAAACCUGAAGAAAUAUUUUACUUUUGAAGUACAGGUCCUCGAUGACAAAAAUGUGCGCCGGCGAUUUCGGGCAAGUAACUACCAGAGCACCACGCGGGUCAAGCCCUUCAUCUGCACCAUGCCCAUGCGGCUGGAUGACGGCUGGAACCAGAUCCAGUUCAACCUGUCCGACUUCACGCGGCGGGCGUACGGCACCAACUACAUCGAGACGCUGAGAGUGCAGAUCCACGCCAACUGCCGCAUCCGCCGGGUUUACUUCUCAGACAGACUGUACUCAGAAGAUGAGCUGCCAGCGGAGUUCAAACUCUACCUCCCGGUUCAGAACAAGGGGAAGCAAUAA
Messenger RNA from Pipistrellus nathusii (Nathusius's pipistrelle), 582 nucleotides. The record is from the annotation of a GenBank genome assembly. Lineage: Eukaryota; Metazoa; Chordata; Mammalia; Chiroptera; Vespertilionidae.